AUCCUUGAACAAAACCCUGAAAUUUAUUUAGGAAUAGAGUUUUUUAAAGACGUUGAAGAACAUAUUAAAGUAGUUCAACCAGUUAAAGAGACAAUAAUUGCUUUGGAGUUUAGGAUCAUGUCAUUGACAGAUUGUUUCAUUCAAUUAACAAAAUUCAGCAUGGCUGUUGGAUGUGUUCAAAACGUGAUUAAUUUAUGA
Molecule: messenger RNA, 198 nt
Organism: Entrophospora sp. SA101
Lineage: Eukaryota; Fungi; Glomeromycota; Glomeromycetes; Entrophosporales; Entrophosporaceae
Source: the annotation of a GenBank genome assembly